AUGGCUGAGAAAGAGGCCAACAAGAGCGUCGAAUCACUGACGGUCAAGCUGUUUCACUUGUUUCUGCUCACUGCAUCAUAUGAAUUCGUACUGGAACUAUUUCUUUCGACGGGUUCAUCGUGCCACAUCCUAUUAACUACCAACAUCAUGUCUUUUGCUGCUCGCAACGUCCUGCGGUUGUCCCGCGCCGCCGCCGCCACCCCCGUCUCGCGCCUCCCCGCCGUCCGCGCCUUCACCGCCACCGCCGCCCAGCGCGUCUCCGACACCACCAAGAAGAACAACGUCGUCCGCGAAAAGGAGGUGCCCGCCACCAUCUACGACGGGCCCGGCUCUGGUGACAAGCUCACCGUCCAGGUCCCCGAUGGCGCCAGCAAGGUGCCUCUGGAGAGCCCUGCACCCGCCGCCGAGAACGAGGCCAUUGAGCCCCUGACAAAGAAGGUCUUCGAGACCCUACCGCGCACCGUCCGAAACAUGACCGUUUUCGGCAAGACCAUCAUCAUCACUGGUGGUGCCCGCGGUCUCGGCAACCACAUGGCCCGCGCCUGCGCCGAGGCCGGCGCCAAGAACAUUGUCAUCUUUGACGCCAACCAGGAGCUGGGUGACGAGGCUGCCGCCGAGCUCCACGAGAAGUCGGGCAUCCCCGUGUCCUUCUUCAAGGUGGAUGUGCGUGAUGGUGCCGCGAUCAAUGCCGCUGUUGACUCUGUUGUCGAGAUCUAUGGUGCUCCCGACGUUCUCGUCAACUCGGCCGGUAUCGCCGACUCCAACAUCAAGGCUGAGACUUACGACCCGGCCAUGUUCCGCCGUCUCAUCGACAUCAACCUUACCGGUACCUUCCUCAUGUCCCAGGCUGUCGGCCGCGCCAUGAUGGCUGCCGGCAAGCCGGGCUCCAUUGUCCUGGUCGCCUCCAUGUCUGGCUCCAUUGUCAACUACCCCCAGGAGCAGUCCUGCUACAACGCUUCCAAGGCUGGUGUUAUCCAGUUCAGCAAAUCCCUCGCCGCCGAGUGGGCCAAGUACAACAUUCGUGUCAACACCAUCUCUCCCGGUUACAUGGACACCGCUCUGAACCGCGUCCCCGCCCUCGAGGCUCAGAAGAAGAUCUGGCGCGGCCUGACCCCUCAGAACCGUCUAGGCAACGUCGACGAGCUCAACGGUCUCUGCGUCUUCCUGGCUUCUGACUCUUCUAGCUUCAUGACUGGUGCCGAUUGCCUCAUUGACGGUGGUUAUUCACUCUGGUGA
Messenger RNA from Cordyceps militaris CM01, 1236 nucleotides. RefSeq names its product Short-chain dehydrogenase/reductase SDR. Gene Ontology annotation, molecular function: oxidoreductase activity, acting on the CH-OH group of donors, NAD or NADP as acceptor. The record is from RefSeq and is a predicted model, not a curated record. NCBI's taxonomy places the organism in Eukaryota, Fungi, Ascomycota, Sordariomycetes, Hypocreales, Cordycipitaceae. The coding region runs from base 1 to 1236 and encodes 411 amino acids. The transcript is spliced from 3 exons.